Messenger RNA from Lindgomyces ingoldianus, 3207 nucleotides. RefSeq lists its product as uncharacterized. Lineage: Eukaryota; Fungi; Ascomycota; Dothideomycetes; Pleosporales; Lindgomycetaceae. The transcript has 2 exons. Bases 249 to 3188 code for a protein of 979 amino acids. The record is from RefSeq and is a predicted model, not a curated record.
AUUAUCGCCAUCUCUGUCUUUGCACAACUUGAAACCUAGCUUUUCAAUGUCUCCUACUCAGCUGUGUGCCUUGUGUGGCGUUCACAGCCACUUCGCGUGGAGUUGCAGUGGGCCAACACACACUCAUGAAUAACCGCGCUCCUUCAGCUGUGUCAGGUGCGAUCAGUCAAUCUUGGCCUGCGAAAGAUAAACCCCCCCCGGCCUGAUUUGCCUGAGCCUUCCCUUCUCUCGGUCUUCUAUCCAUAAUCAUGGAACCUCUUUCAGCGCUGGGCGUUGCUGCAAAUGUAUUGCAGUUCGUGGAUUUCGCAGGUAAACUCCUCUCGCUCACGGUCCGGAUUCACCGGGCACGUAACAAAAGCAAUAGCAAGGCUGAAUCAAAUAUUCUGGAAAACAUCACUCGCGACCUCACCAAACACAAUGAAACACUCAAGAUAUCAACAAAUGACCUCGGAGAUUCAUAUCAGUCUCAGUUGUCACUCGAAGAUAGAGAAAUUGUGCGAAUCUGCACAGAUUGCGAACAGGUCGCUGCCAAGUUCUUGCAUACGUUAGCCAAGCUGAAAAAUGGGAAAGCUACCGCAUGGGCAAGUUUCGUGGAUGCUCUCAAAACAAUUUGGACAGAAUCCGAAGUCGAAACCUUGCGCCAGACGCUGGAUAGUUAUCGGCAGCAGAUCCAACUAUAUCUCCUGACCUCCAUACGAGUCGAAAUUCGAACGUUCCAGCAGGAACAGCUUAUUCAGCAUGCGCAGGUCCUUACCGAAGUCAGAAAUACCCGAGCCAGCGUAGCAAACUUGUUCACCAAAGUAGCAGGAGACGCAACCUAUACACAGAAAGCGACCUUGGAACGAAACGUGGUCCAGGCCAUGCGCGAUGACUAUGAGCGGAAGACCUAUUCUAAAGUAUCUCCGGCAGUCGAGAUGCAAACCCUGCUGGCAGAUGACGACGCGCAAAGAUUCUACCGCGGUCUUCUUGGGUGGCUUCGCUUCAAGGAGCUUGAAACUCGACAUGAGAAAAUACCUCAUGCAUAUCAGCAGACAUAUGAAUGGAUAUUCAGAACACCAUCCCAAGGUCAAUGGUCUGACUUUCGUAAGUGGUUGGGAGAGGAUGGAGAGGCUCUGUAUUGGAUCACAGGGAAGCCAGCGGCCGGAAAAUCGACUCUAAUGAAGUUCAUCUAUACGAACCCAAUCACCACCACAUAUCUUCGUCGUUGGGCCAAAGGGAAAACCCUUAUUAUCUGCGCUUUCUACUUCUGGAUUUCGGGUACGCAGAUGCAGAUGUCACAAGAGGGAAUGGUCCGUACUCUCAUUUAUGAGGCACUUCAUCAAGAACCCAAACUCUGGGCCACCCUCUUUCCCCAUAAGAUGGAAGAGUUCGUUGCCUUUGGAGACCCAUGGCAGGAGCCAAUAACUUGGGAGGAGAUGAUGCGUGCCCUCAGGCGUCUUGUAGAAGGCGCUGGAAAAGACUACAAGGUCUUCUUCUUCAUUGAUGGGCUGGAUGAGUUCGACGGGGAUUCUAAGAAUCUUAUUGACAUGGUAACGGGAUUUCUCUCUCCGUCCGUAAAGACUUGCGUUUCUAGCCGCCCAUGGAACGUUUUCGAGGACAGCUUUCAGCAACGGCCAAGUUUACGCCUAGAAGAGCUCACCCAUGCAGACAUUAAGCACUUUGUCAAUUCACAAUUCCUUCAAAAUAGGGGUUUCGCACAACGGAGAAUGCUGGACUCGAACUACGCAACCAAGUUGAUCGAGAACAUCACGCUAAAGGCCUCCGGUGUUUUUCUAUGGGUCUCCCUAGUUACUGAUUCCCUCCUCGAAGGAUUUUCGGAUGGGGAACGCGUUGAAGAGCUUCAAGCCCGUCUAGAUGCUCUACCCAGUGAUCUUGAAAAUUUAUUCUGGAAGUUGCUCACUCGUUUGGGAAGCCUCGAACGAGCUUCCCAGCUACUCCAGAUUAUUCGAUCAUCACUCACACCAGUCACUCUCUUAACGCUCUACUAUGCGGAUGAAGCAGAUCCUGCUAUUGCUUCAAAAAUUAAGGCUGGUCCCCUUCCAACUUCUCAAUCCAACGGUCGGGCAGUGAUUAUUCGUCGCCGACUUAACGCCUAUUGUAGAGGCCUCAUUGAGUCCAAAACCAGCCCAGGCCAACCUCUCCACGAGUCGAUAGUCGGUUACCUCCACCGGACAGUACAAGAUUAUCUUCAUCGUGAAGAUAUCUGGGCUAGCCUUCUUACAGCAACAACCAGCUCCUUCAAUCCACAUGCUCGUCUUUGUAAUGCGCAUAUCAUCGUCCACCUCAAACAUGGCGGGCAUACCCUCUAUUUCGAGGAACCGAGUAACCCGUGGUUCUGGGAAGUUGUCACGUAUGGUAUUAGGUAUGCUUCGCUAGCUGACCCAGACUGCGUGAAUGGACUGCAAACGAAACUCUUGAAUGAGAUUGAUGCCGCAGCCUCUUAUGUUACAAGUAUCCAGGACCAGAACGGCCGGACAUUUCUUGAUAGGUUCCACAGGAAUACCUCGCAUUGGACUGGUGCAAAAGAAGGGUUCGAAUUAAACAAAUCGCUCCUAGACCUUAUGGUCACAUGCAAAUGCACUGAAUAUGUUCGUUCUAUGGUCUCCUCAUCUACCAACAAGCCAAGCCCAGCAAUGCUGUCAAAUGCACUAGCCGUGGCUCUGGUACAAUCCACAAUUGGCCUAAAUCUCAACGCUGUGAAUAUUCCUGCCACUGGUUUGCGGCCCGAUCCCGCCCUUGUCAUUCUACUGCUACAGCAUGGCGCGAAUCCUAAUACUGGAAUUAAGAAUGGCCUAUCCCACGUCAAGUACAUCAAUGUCGCACAUGCUGGUGGCACUUUCUCGCCCUGGGAAAUAUUUCUUCAGGCCUGGGGAGAUGACGUUGAGGGAUGGAAGCACGUGAAGAAGGUUGGGAAAGCUUUUCUAGACCACGGCGCGAAUCCGUCUCUAAUACCUAGAAAGUUCCCUACAGAGAUCCACUGGAAGGCACGAAGGAAGAGGAUGGAGGCACUGCUGCUACGCAUUCCAAUACUUGCUGAGACGAUCAAGUGGUCUCGAAGGGGAAAUAGGGAUGGGAGCAUUCACGUUACAGCCAGCUAUCAGCACAGCGGGCACCUGAACCGCAAAAGGCAUCGCAGUUAUUCAAGAGCUGAGCUUUUCGAGGUACGAUUGGGAAUCACCAACGCCUAAUACUAUUUCGAGUAGUUGA